AUGGCGUGCCCUUCCAACAGAGAUCUUCGAGACUGGCUGAAAGACUUGGUAUAUUGGCGUGAGAGAUGCCACAUCAACAUUCAUCAGGAGAUGUUGAAUAAAUGCGACAACCCAACCGCCUGCCGCAAGCGCAGAAUGCCAAACAGCGACAACGAAACUCAAGACUCCCUCCAAUCCUCAUCGCAUUCUCCAUCGGCCGGGACCGAAACAGCAACGAAGAGAAGCCCAGAAAGACCAGUUGAGGAAUCCGAUAACUCGGUUAGUUUCACAAGACUUUGGGCGGAGCUAGCAGCCGUCAAAUUGCCUCCCAGAUACUGGGACCUAUUUCAGGCAGUUGCUACAAUUGAGACCAUGGAUCGGAGGUGGUGUCAUAACCAUGUGGCUGUUAGAAUGGUCCAACACAAUAUCUCGCCAUCUGAAGCCACUGUUAUCCGCGACUUUAUGCAAACACUCAGCCCAAGGCUUAGCUUUUUAAUUCUAGGUAUUGACGGAGAAAGCGACCGCAUGGUUCUUGAGAAUGCUCUUGCUUUCAAUUCAGCCACGGUAUCAUUUCAGCAGCGGGUUAAUGUCCUUGAGGAGGGCCUCGUUAAGCAGGCCUACAUGAAGUUUUACACCUACUUCCGAAAGCUCGCUCUCCUGGGAACUGAGCUCCAAGAGCCGUGCAUCAAAUUGGAACAAGAAGGAAGUGACAGUGGUCUCCCCGAGCAGGAGCCUCCACAGUACAGUGGGUUCUGA
Penicillium concentricum is the source of this 735-nucleotide messenger RNA. RefSeq lists its product as uncharacterized. The transcript has a single exon. The record is from RefSeq and is a predicted model, not a curated record. NCBI's taxonomy places the organism in Eukaryota, Fungi, Ascomycota, Eurotiomycetes, Eurotiales, Aspergillaceae. Bases 1 to 735 code for a protein of 244 amino acids.